This is a messenger RNA of Peniophora sp. CBMAI 1063, 1914 nucleotides long. NCBI's taxonomy places the organism in Eukaryota, Fungi, Basidiomycota, Agaricomycetes, Russulales, Peniophoraceae. The record is from the annotation of a GenBank genome assembly.
AUGGACGACAUCGUGCAAUCAUCAAACCGCUUCGCGGAAGACCUACGGGCUCUGCUCGAUCGACGUCGAGCCUCCUUGCGCGCUCAAACCUCCGGCUUUCAUCGUGGCUCAACACUAUCCACAAGCCUGCUCGAUGGCCUUCUCUCUGAUGCUAGACUGCUCGAAGACGCUGCAUCAACCUUAAAAGGCGAUUAUAACGCCCAGCCGGGCUCACUGAAUGCCAUGCCACCGGAGAUAUUACAUCACAUCUUCACACUCGUCGCGGAGACUGAGCGUCCGAUACCUCCAUUCAAUCUCGCAAGACUCGCCGCACGUCAUUCAUAUGACCGUGAGCAUGGGACUGCUCCAGAUGAUGGCGACGAUGAACACGAGGAUGCCCUCGGCGAUGCGGAGGAGCCUUCUUGGAUGAGCGGAAGGGGCGGCAACCUCGGGUGGAUUUCGUUGGGCCAUGUUUGUCGACUGUGGCGAAACAUUUCGCUGUCUUUGUCGCAACUAUGGGCCAGAGACGUCGGAGCACUUCCCGGAGCACUGCGUACCAUGUUGGAUCGGGCCGGCGACGCGCGCCCGAUCACGCUACGUCUCUAUGGCGCGACCUUCCGUCGCGACGAUCCUGAGCAGGAGCUCUGGGACACUAUCGCACAGGAUGAAGGCGCGCUGUGUCAGCGCAUCUGCCAGUUACAUCUGGUUGAAAGCCGUAUAGGUCACGUCGAGGCUAUAUAUUUUCCUCGCCUUUCCCACUACACGUUCACCACUCUCGAUUCAUUGGUCAUAUCCGCCCAUGAGCUCCUCACUGAUUCAAUUCCAACCAUCGACACGCCUGUUCUACGUGUCGCAGACUUGACCAAUGUGAUCUGUCUCUUCACCUCGAAUGUCUUAAGUGAUCUAUCCAUUCGAGGGACCGAACCGCUGUACAACUCGAACGGCGACAGGUGGCAAAUACUUCCCCAUACCUUGUUCGCCCUUCUCGAAGCGCACAAACAUACUUUAUUACACCUGCAUCUCGACGUCGGGAUUAUCUUUGGCCAAGAUUCUCCUGACGAGCCGCUCAUCAAAUUCUCCAACCUUCGAUCACUGAACUAUCGAGGGAUCCUUGAAACUUCGCCCACUUCCAGAUGGGUCUACCUUAUGGCCCAUAUGAUGUAUCCUGCGUUCACAUCGGUGUAUGUGCGCACCGGCUCGAUCAUCCCUCUCUAUAUUGCGUCAAGAUUGGUGGCUCCCAUCAAGGCUAUGAUGCGACUGGAACCGACUACUCCGUUGGGGCUUUCAAUAGAGGAGCACAGUCCUUCAGAGACAUCCGCAGACGCGAGCCUUAUCUUGCGCUUCUACGCUCUGACUGAUGAGCUUGAACUGUAUACGGGACCUCCAGUAUGUGCCGAAAGUUUCACUUUCGGAGGCGGUGAUCUCCACCUUACCUUGCACAUCGAUCGCUUUCACGAACAUGUACGCCCACUGCUUGAGGCCCUCUCAGCGAGCAUCUCGGCGGAGAGCGUGAAGGCGCUGUCUUAUUUCAGCUCGUGCAGAACCUGCCGUGAUGACGCAGUCGGCAUUUUGCAGCGCUUCCCCUUCGUGAAAACCCUGCAUCUCGUGGAUCCCUGCAGCUGUGGCGCCGUCAUGCACUCUUUGCACCAACCGGGGCUCGACGGCCCUCGCGUACCGAAGCUCGAGAGGCUCGUACUCUCUCAAAGGUCUCACGAUCAUGUCCUAUCGCUCAACCUCCUCGCUCAACAGCUUAGAGCGCGCUACGGUCACCCUAAUACGAUGGUCAAUCGAAUCGCAUAUGCGCCGCUCAAAGCGCUAUUGAUCGACCGCUCUGUCAUUGUAGCAGAUGAAGAGGGCUCGGACGAUGUAAUCCAUAGGAUUGCGAGCCGUGUGGAAUUAGUGCUGUGGAAAGGGAAGCGCAUACAGGUACGAUAG